Molecule: messenger RNA, 405 nt
Organism: Gongylonema pulchrum
Lineage: Eukaryota; Metazoa; Nematoda; Chromadorea; Rhabditida; Gongylonematidae
Source: the annotation of a GenBank genome assembly
AUGGAUGGAACACUGGGUAACAGUGCGGCAUUCCCGAGAAUAUGUCUGAACGAGACGAGUGCAGUCGAGUUAUUCAUCAGAUUUAUGCUUGGCAAUCGACCGUGCAUUAUUGAGGCAUCAGCUACAGCACAUUGGGAAUGUCGACAGCAAUGGGUCAGAACUAUAAAUGGCAGAAGUACCAUUGAUACGAAUUUUCUGAUCAAGCACUAUGGACAUAUGGAGGUACCAUUAGUUAAACAGUGCAUCGAUAGGGUAGACGACAAUGAAAAGUGCGCAGCUGAGGGAUGUGCAGCUUCUACGACCAAUUAUUCAAAAGUGAAAAUGAUGGAUUAUAUCAAAGAUAUGGAAAUGGAUCCCAGGCCCAAGAAUAUUGGCUAUGCUAAAGACUGGCACUUUCAGCAGUAA